Messenger RNA from Corapipo altera (White-ruffed manakin), 1681 nucleotides. RefSeq names its product cytosolic arginine sensor for mTORC1 subunit 1 (gene CASTOR1). The transcript has 9 exons. Gene Ontology annotation, biological process: negative regulation of TORC1 signaling; cellular response to L-arginine. NCBI's taxonomy places the organism in Eukaryota, Metazoa, Chordata, Aves, Passeriformes, Pipridae. The record is from RefSeq and is a predicted model, not a curated record. The coding region runs from base 48 to 1040 and encodes 330 amino acids. Gene Ontology annotation, molecular function: arginine binding. Gene Ontology annotation, cellular component: cytosol.
GCCCUUAUAGCAGCGUCGGCAGCGGAUCCCCGUGCGGCGCGGCCGCCAUGGACCUGCACAUCCUGGAGCACCGGGUGCGGGUGCUGAGCCUGGCCCGCCGCGGGCUCUGGCUCUACACACACCCGCUGCUCAAGCUGCUCUUCCUGCCCCAGCGCUGCCGAUGCAAGUUCUUCAGCCUGACGGAGACCCCCGAGGACUACACGGUCAUGCUGGACGAGGAGGGCUUCAAAGAGCUGCCGCCCUCCGAGUUCAUGCAGGUGGCAGAUUCCACAUGGCUGGUGCUCAGUGUUGUCUCCAACGGGCGGGAACCCCCCGGCUGCCAGGCCACCGGUGUCACCAAGAUCGCGCGCUCGGUCAUCGCGCCGCUGGCCGAGCACCACGUCUCGGUGCUGAUGCUCUCCACGUACCAGACUGACUUCAUCCUGGUGCGGGAGCCGGACCUGCCGGUGGUGAUCCACACGCUGGCGGGGGAGUUCGACAUCUACAGGGAGGAGAGCGGCGAGUGUGUCCCUGUCACCUGCGAGGACGUGAGCAAUGGCUUCCUCAAACCCAAGCCAGCCACCAGCCCCACUCUGCACCCGGUGCAGAGCCCCCAGACCCGCUUCUGUGUCCUGACGGUGGCCCCCGACACGCUGCCCGCCAUCGCCACCAUGCUCAUCGACGUCCUCUUCUACUCCCACAGCCCCCCACGGGAGGCAGGUGCCGGCAGCCAGGACCUCGACUCCAUCACCUUCUUCUCCUUCUCCCUCAUCGAGGGCUACAUCUCCAUCGUGAUGGAUGCUGAGACCCAGAAGCGGUUCCCCAGUGACCUGCUGCUGACCAGCUCCACGGGGGAGCUGUGGCGGAUGGUGCGGAUCGGGGGGCAGCCCCUCGGCUUCGAUGAGUGUGGCAUCGUGGCACAGAUUGCAGAGCCGUUGGCAGCUGCCGACAUCUCGGCCUAUUACAUCAGCACCUUCAACUUCGACCACGCCCUGGUCCCCGAGGAGGGCAUCGCCGAGGUCAUCCAGCUGCUGCAGCAGCGGCAGGACAGCGGCAGAUAACAGCUGUCCCCAGGCCGAGUGGCCCAGUGCGGUGGCACGGGAGGGGAGGGGGGUCCUCCCUCCUCCCCACCCCCUGCCACACCCAUAUUUGUUAUUUUUCAAUUUUAAGGCUCCCCCGGUGCAGGGCAGAGUCAGGUGCAGUGUCACUCCCUGCGUGCUGGGGAUGUGGUGGCUUUGGGGACGUGGUGGCCUUGUGGCAGUGGGACAGUGUCCUGCAGGAGUGGGGUUAGUCCCCACGUGCCAUCCUCUGCCUCCAACCCUGCCUGUGUGGGGUGGGGGGGGCUCAGGGGGAGAGUGGUUGUCCCCAGGGUCCUGCUGGUGGAGGGGACACAAGAGGGCAGUGAUGUGCCACCGCAGUGCUGAAGGGGACAGCCUGGGGCUGUGGGGACGUGUCCCCGUGCCCUGUGUGUCCCAAGUGGAUGGGUGCCUCUGGACCAGCCCCGUGGAGGGGUGAAGGCAUCACAGCUCUGGGGAUGCCCCUGGCACCCCAAAAAUCUCCAAGGUGGCAGAGGGGGGGCUGUGGUUCACCCCCAGCCCUGGAUGUCACCUGUCAUGAAGGGGUGACAGUGACCCCUCCAGCUCCUCCCAAGUUGUAUUUUCACAUAGUUUUUCAUAAGUCAAUAAAAUUUCUAUUAUUUUUA